Messenger RNA from Talaromyces amestolkiae, 1434 nucleotides. RefSeq lists its product as uncharacterized. The transcript has a single exon. Gene Ontology annotation, molecular function: oxidoreductase activity, acting on paired donors, with incorporation or reduction of molecular oxygen; iron ion binding; monooxygenase activity. Lineage: Eukaryota; Fungi; Ascomycota; Eurotiomycetes; Eurotiales; Trichocomaceae. The record is from RefSeq and is a predicted model, not a curated record. Bases 1 to 1434 code for a protein of 477 amino acids.
AUGGCGGAGCUUUCUACAUCGCUCCAGCAGUUCGCUUGGGUGCUCUUGUGGUUUUCUUUACUCUACACGGCGUAUGGUAUUUAUCUUGUCGUUUAUCGUCUUUGCUUCCAUCCCCUUCGCCACUUUCCUGGCCCCAAGCUCGCGGCGGCUACGUACUAUUAUGAGGUAUACUACGAUUGGUUCAACGGCCCAUACAAAGGACGUAAUGCCUGGCACCUCAUCGAACUACAUCAAAAGUACGGACCUAUUAUCCGACGGAGUCCGGAUGAACUCUCUGUAGAGGAUCCCGACUGGUUUGAUGUGCUAUUCGUCGCUGGUCGCCGUGACAAAUGGAGUCGACAAGGCAAGGACUCUAAUGGUUCGGUCCAGUCAACUUUAUCACGAACCCUUCACAAGAAACGGCGAGGCGCCUUGACCCGAUUCUUUUCAAAGCGUUCAAUCCUUAACCUUGAGCCUUCUAUCCAGGCGAAGGUCGAGAAAUUAUCAGCUGGCGUAGAGAAGAACUUCCUCAACACCGGUGCAAUCCUGAACGCUAGUGUCGCGUUUGUCGCUCUCACAUUAGACACGAUUACAGAUUACUGCUUUGAUCAAAGUUUCGGCUGCUUAGACAAGUCAGACUUUGCUCCGGAGUGGAGAAAAACGUUCUGGGAUAUGUUUGAAAAUAUCCCGCUCCUGAAAAAUUGGACAUUCUUUGCCAAUUUGCUCUUUUUAGUUCCGCCUGUGAUUGUUCGGAUGACAAACCCUUCCCUAACGCAAUUUUUCAUUCUUGAGAAAGCCAAUCGACAAAAAGUCGCAGAGAUUUGCAAAGAGUGGAAUGAGGAUCAGAUUAAGAAAGCUAAGCUAUCUGAAGCUGGACUGGAUGCGCCGCGGAAAAACGCUCUGUUUAAGAAAAAGAAGAGAACCAUUUUUUAUGAUAUCAUGGACAGCGCAGUUCUUCCUCCAGAAGAAAAGACCCCCCAGCGAAUGGCUGAGGAAGCAUUUGGCAUGAUAGUUGCUGGGGGGGACACAACUGGAAGAGCGAUGGCUAAUCUACUAUACCAUCUCCACGCCAAUCCCGAAUGGCUAAAUCGUGUUCGCCAGGAACUGGAUUCAGUCAUGAUAUUUCCCAGCUCCCCAAUCACACUUUCUGAACUGGAAAUACUUCCAGUGUUCUCCUCAUGUAUCAAAGAAACUCUGAGAAUCAGUUACCUCGUAACGGAUAGCAUCAUGUUAAUCGAACCUGAAGCACCUCUUAUCUACAAGGAAUGGAUGAUACCGCCAGGGACUGCGGUUGGAAUGACCCUAUCUCACUUACAUAUGGAUGAAAGGAUCUUUCCUGAGCCAAACACAUUCAAUCCAUCUCGGUGGAGGAAUACCAAAGCCACUGGAGUGGAUCUGGAGAAAUAUUUUGCCCCUUUUUCGAAAGGGAAUCGAGCAUGCCUUGGUGUCAAGUAA